AUGCCCAUCUCCUUUUCGGUUAUUCAACCUAUCGUAAGUCUUAUCGGCGAUCUCUUCGUCGACACGAUUCAUGAGAAGACAACCAAAGAGCGUGCCAUCUCAGGCUUUACCACUCAAACUCACCCCGGCAUCAACGAUUACUGCGUCAAGAUUGCAAAUUUGACACUCUUUGAUGCUACCAUCGCCUUCAUUAGCAAUGGGGCCACCCCACGAGUCGCCACGGCCUUGGUUUCAGAAAUGUUCCGAGCUACAUCCACGACAGUCCCUCCUACUCGCCUCGUAUCUGAUCUCUCCGAGGCCAGAUUGGCUGCUUACAUGCGGUGCGUCAUCGCGUACAAUCUGCAGACCUUGGCUGACGUUCUUCGUCAAAAAUGGACGUUCUCACUUUCCUUUGCAGAAGUCAAGCACGAAACCAAUCACUACAUAGAUGUUGGUGUUCGCUUCUGUCUCGGUGAUGACUUGCAUGCGUUCCACAUUUUGUGCUGUCCGCUUCCGAACCGAUUCAACAAAGAUGAAAUAGUGAGGUCUAUUUACGCAGUCCUCGACGCCCUGCACCCGUCGUGGAAAAAGUCCAUCAUCGCUGUCUCUACGGAUGGUGCAGAAGCGGCAGAAGUAGCGGCCCAAGAACUUCUCGUUCACCUGCGACCGGAGAGCUCAGGAGCUCUGAUGCAUACGUGGUCCGGUGCCCAUCAACUUGACCUUCUUGUUUCAUCCACAAUCCGGACAGUCCUCGACGAGUCUUACUUCAGCUCUCUUAACAAUCUAAUCACUUUUCUGCACAGCCAAGAUUCGUUCAUGGCUGAGACCAAAUCGCCAUGCCCCAAAGCAACUGUAUCAAGUUGGCUGUCCAUCUGGGCUGCACUUGAAUGGCUCAAAUUGUAUCGUAUCCGAAUAGUAGAAGUGUUAGAAGAAAAGAAAACUGGAUUCGAGCCCAGUGCGCCGUGGUGGAUUCUUUCAAUGGGUCUUCUCGAGUUUGUCCGUGCUGUAGCAAAGACAUACAAUCGUAUCCAGGGGUUUACCAGGUUACUCUCCAAACAGGUGUCCCUCUUGUCCGAGCUCUUGCGUACUCUUAAGCGGUUGUCGGGAUGCAAAGGACCUAUCACUCGUGAUGAACUCGGCCUCCUCAGUCAAUGGGAUCUCAUCACCGAUGGUAAUUACGUCGUUCGGAAAACAACUGUUCAAUCUUUUCUAACUGGGCUUGGUUCAUUUGUAUAUGUUUCCGCAAACGAACUUCCGCAGAGCACUGUGGACGGUGUUGUCCAUGCUGUAAGCACACUAUUUUUGUCUUCCAUUGUUGGUUUAGCAUCGAUAGUCGAAUCGCGCAAAGAACCAUCAGCAGGCGCUGAUGAACUGUGCCCUGUUCUCCCAAACGAACUUGUCAAGCUGUCACGCACAGACUUCAACAGAGUACUUCGGAGUCAUGCUGAUCGCCUAUCUCCGAAGAUGAGCUGUGAAGACCUUGACCGAACGGAAGAAGAGUUUGGGCGAUUGACAGAGGCCUGUUACAGGGAGGAUGUUUUCAAUUCAUCAGUGCAAAAUGUUAAGAGCUACUCGACAUUUGCAAAUGCGUGGGGAAUGCUUAGGGGUCGUUUUCCUCUCCUUUACGAAUUUUGUGGUGGAAUCGGAUCAGGUUAUCCGGGUUCUUUUUCAAAAUCUGUGAACUUUAGUGUGAAAGGAGGCCACACAGAAUUGUUUCGAAUUAGGGGCAUGACGGAUUUUCCAUUAGAGGGAUCCCUCCACUGCCAGCAGUACCAGAAGCUAAAAGGAUUAACGAUGUCAUGCACACCGAAUGAAGUUGCAAUCAGUUCACACUUGUGUCGGUGA
Molecule: messenger RNA, 1824 nt
Organism: Chondrus crispus (carragheen)
Lineage: Eukaryota; Rhodophyta; Florideophyceae; Gigartinales; Gigartinaceae
Exons: 1
Coding region: 1-1824 (607 amino acids)
Source: RefSeq, a predicted model, not a curated record